Pipistrellus nathusii (Nathusius's pipistrelle) is the source of this 324-nucleotide messenger RNA. Lineage: Eukaryota; Metazoa; Chordata; Mammalia; Chiroptera; Vespertilionidae. The record is from the annotation of a GenBank genome assembly.
AUGGACAAAAUAAUUUUCUGGCCCUACCUUUGUUUUGAGAUUAUGAAUGGAAUGUGCUCUUUGCUUUUCACUGUCCUUGAAGCUGCACCUGAAGGGCAACCCUGUAUCAGUGUUUUCAGCACCGCAAGCAAAGAGGAAGAGUUAGUCAAGGUUGAAACCGAGCCCAUGCUCCCACCAGACUGUGCAAAGAAAUGGAGGCUGCACGUGUAUAAUGUACCCAAGAUCACUCAGCUGACAGGCAUUAGAAAGACCCUGCUUUUCAUCUGUCUGCUGCCCAAGUUGCAUUCUUUCCUCUGUGACAUGUUUCCUCUCCUAAGGAGGUAG